Messenger RNA from Moesziomyces aphidis, 1065 nucleotides. The record is from the annotation of a GenBank genome assembly. Lineage: Eukaryota; Fungi; Basidiomycota; Ustilaginomycetes; Ustilaginales; Ustilaginaceae.
AUGCCCAAAAAGGGAAAGAAGGGAAAUCGCCCCGCUCUGCAGCAUCACAACAACGACUCGCUGCGUAGGGAUAUCGAGGCCGGACGCAAUGCACCCAUCGACGGCGUCAUCGAUCCGUUCGCCGACGACAACGACGAUGGCGCUUUCGACAUUGCAGACGAGCUGCUCGCAGCAUUAGACGAGCGUGACGCCGCCGCCGAGGCUGCAGAAAAACCCUCUCCCAACAACCACUCGGGCGGCGGCUUGAGAGAAGCGGGCGGACGUCUGAUCAGCGGCUUGCGGCACCACAACCAUGACGCCGAUGCCACCGCGCAAACGGGCACCAGCCCCACUCACAAUCGCAAGUCGAGCAUCCGCAAGCUGUUCGGAAGCAGUCCCAAGAGCCCCGAGUCCUCGGCCCCAUUAGACGCCGCCGCCGCACCCAAGAAGAAAAUCAGCCGCCAGCAGCAGCGCAAGGAUCGUAAAGCCGCCGAGAUUGCAGAAGUGCGUCGUCAGGCCGAGGAAGAAGUCAAGCUCGGCGCCAACAAGCCCGACGAAGCACAGAUCGAACGCCAGGGUAUCACUGCCAUGUGCUCGGCACUCGGUCUUGCCAUGCACGAAAUCACGCCCGACGGUCAUUGCCUCUACGCUGCUGUCGCGGACCAGCUCAACCUUCGCAAGAAGCUCGAUGCUCCCAUCGACUACAAGGCCGCGCGCCGCGCCACCGCUCAACAGAUGCGCACCCACCCGGACGAAUACAAACCCUUCAUCUCGGACUCGGACGAACACAUGGCAGGCAUCAUCAACCGCGAAGCCGGAACGCUCAACUCCGAGCAGGCGCAAGAGAAGUACUUCUUGGACUACUGCUCGGCGGUGGAGAAUACAGGCGUUUGGGGAGGCCAGCCCGAGAUCCUGGCGCUCUCCCGCGCAUUUGGAACGCAGAUCCACGUCAUCCAGGCCGGCGUGCCCGUGCUCAAGGUCGGAGAGGGCGAAUACGACGGCGAACCGCUCACCAUUUCAUAUCACCGCAGGAUGUACGGCCUGGGCGAGCAUUACAACUCGCUUCGACCAGCACCGCCUGCCUAG